Guillardia theta CCMP2712 is the source of this 879-nucleotide messenger RNA. RefSeq lists its product as hypothetical. The record is from RefSeq and is a predicted model, not a curated record. The transcript is spliced from 12 exons. Bases 1 to 879 code for a protein of 292 amino acids. Gene Ontology annotation, molecular function: carbonate dehydratase activity; zinc ion binding. NCBI's taxonomy places the organism in Eukaryota, Cryptophyceae, Pyrenomonadales, Geminigeraceae.
AUGCUGCUCGGGUUCCUCCUCCUCAUCUUCCUCAUCGCUUUCCCUGCGCUCGUGGUCGCUGUGGUCGCGUUCACUAGGAUACCAGGAGAUGACUGCGCUCUCAACGUAACGACCCCAGUGACCCAGACGGCACAUGCGAUCCACUGGGACUACUCGCCUGAGCAUGGGCCCGAGCACUGGGCGUCGCUGACUCCUGACUACGCUACCUGCGGCUCCGGCAAGCUGCAGUCGCCGAUCAACCUGCGCACAAGCGUCGGCCCCAAGUAUGAGCUUGGAAGGACCCUGAAGAACAUCAGCAUGAACAACUUUCAGGACGUGAGCACCCUCGUCAAGAACUCCUUCUCCAACUUGGUUACAGUCGUCCACAACGGACACACAGUGCAGACGAGUGGAGUGAAGGGAUACUUCCAGUACGACAGCACUUGGUUCGAGCUGCUCCAGUUUCACUUCCACACUCCCAGCGAGCAUCAGCUGGAUGAUAAUCUGCAACAAGCAGAGAUUCACUUCGUGCACAAGAGUCAAUCAAACAACUACUUGGUGAUCGGCGUCUUUGUCGAAACAGCAGACGAGAACCCCGAGUACUUCAAGGAGCUCCUUGCUGACUUUCCCAAGUCUGAGGAAGAGGCAGCGGCUAUCGUUCACUUCAACUACACGCAGCUUCUGCAAGAUGUUGUGGGCGACAACGCCAACUACUGGAUGUACAGUGGGAGCUUCACUACACCUAACUGUCAGGAGGGAGUGACAUGGAUCGUGAUGAACAAAAAGGUGAAGAUGACUGCUAAGGACAUCGGUGCGCUUAGAAAUGCGAUGGGCAAGAACAACCGACCGAUCCAGCCUCUGAAUGAGAGGACUGUCCACAUGAAAUCUCUUCCCAUCUGA